GAUAUGGUGAGAUAGACAGAGACAGAAACAGCGACAAAGGUAGAGACACAGACAGAGACUACGGUUUUGUAUAACGCCUUCCUGUCUCCUUUCCUCUUCAAUGAUAGCAAUUCGGGAAAAGUGACAAUUGGCAACGUUGUGUACAAACUCGUGCUGUGAUUCUCUGUUGCGUCCUUGCUUCUCGGAGGAGGCUGAGUGUGGAGGAAAACUGUUGGAGUGAUUUGUCUGAAUGCGAUUGUUUGAACUGUUCGUACCUUCCGCCACGCACUGAUUGCCAUUUAAUGACAAAAAAAAAAAGAAAAAAAAAAAAAACACUUCGGGAACACCUGCUGAGGAAUAGGAAGUGGGAAAUGAUGUGGAAUGAUGUGGUGAGCCGUGCGAUAUGCUGUGUGGUGUAGUGUCAUGUGUUGUGUGGUGCAUUGAUGGUAUAGUUUGGUGUGGUGUGACGUGUGAGCAGUGAGCACCCCUCCCACAACAUAUUCCACCUUCUCCCCGCAACAGGCUACAAUCGCAAUACUUCCUCUUCCCCCUUCUCACACAUGCUAUCUCCUGUCUCAUCCCUCCUCCUCCCACAAAGGCUCAAUCCCCGCUUACAAGACGUCUUCGCUUCCUGUCACUCGCUCCUGAAUUUCCGUAAACACACACACACACACACACACAGUCAUGGAGAGAGACUUGAAACCGUCACUGCUGGUGGUGCUGCUGUUGCUGGCUGCGCUAAGCCCUGGAGGCACACCAAGCUCCACCUUGGCCCUGGACUGUAGUGCCACUGACACAAUAGUGAAGGAAGGACAAACACAAAUGAUCGACACCAUGAACAUUACAGGCGGUGCAGGUUACUUUAAUCUGUAUAUGAAGCCGGAGAGUGACUUUGGCGGCGUCCAGAUCGAUGUGCAGGAAAGUGACGGCACUAACCACACGAGCUGGUUCUCUGCCGAUGAUGAUUGUUUCCCGCGUGAUGACUCGUGGGUGCAAUUCCAGGCGGAGACAUGGAUAGCACAGACGGGACUUUAUGUGCGGUUUAAGUCUUAUAAAUGCUGGAAGUAUUGCAAACCCAACAGCAUCCUGAAAAGGCCUAUAAGUCUCAGCGUGGUGGCUCAUGGCCCUUCCAAGUGGAUAAAAGGAUUCCCACACCGGGGCUGUUCCAUCUCUUAUUUUGCGAUACCCAUGAAUUCCAUAAAACUGCCAGUCUGCUCCGAGCCGCCACCCACACCCACCACCACCAUCACCGCCACCACCACCACCACCACCACAAUACUCUCUACUCCUGAACUGGCACAAAACAAGAUAACAAUCAUAACUGCGUCGGCAGGAGUGGUGGUGGUGGUGGUGGUGGUGGUGGUGGUGGUAGUAGUGGUUGCACUUUGUCGAAAAAGAAAUACUGUGAUACCAAUAAAUGAGGUGAAGCUCCAGUCUCAGCCAGUUGUCUCCGACAACCAGCUGCAGAUCAUCGCUGGCCAGGGACGCACCUCAGACCAAACCAAGGAAGGAUUCUAUUACGAAAUCUUGCCUGACCUCUCGUCACGCCGAGUGAUUGUGUCGAGGCCUGCACAGGACACAGAGGAACCAGUCUACAGUGAUGUACUGCCUGAACACGACUUGCGGCCUCGCUCACCUCCUUACGAGAAUGUGCCAGUUCCCCCAGGUGGCGCUGCCUCCCCUCAGUCAUCCCUGGAGGCUUCAGAAGCUAAUGUGUCAAACAUCUACGCCACGGUGACGCAUGCAACAUGUACUGGUUGAUGGAAAUAUAUAACGCGAAAGCUAUAAGGAAACCAAUUCCUGCGUUUUUUUUUUUUUAUUUGUAAAGUGCUUGGUAAUUAUGUCUCUUAGGUAGGUUGAUUUUAACAAAACUUAUUUUUUUUUAGCACCCAAACACCAAAUUUUGCAUUUUUCCCUUACUGUCCCUUUCGGUAGGAUUAUCUAAAAUAAAGUUCAAGUUUUGCUUACUCAGUAUUGCUUACCAGCCAUACCUAGUAUUGGAUAGUAAAUAAAAUGAGAACAUUUUCUUGUGUCGUCUUUUCUUGUCUUGUCUUGUGUGCCAGUCCUCUACUAUUCAUGACCCUUUACAUGACAGGACUAGUACUGUAUUAGGUUCCACUUUUGUAUCAUGCGUGCUAUGAACCAGCAGUCUUCCGUGAAAGUGGCUACACUCCAACCGCAAAACUAACAACUUACACUUCCUUCCAGGCAUGGAGAAUGUAAUGCUUUUCCCUGGGAUUAAGCAGGUGUUGUAUUUUGAAGUGCAUACUGUCAUUCAUCUUUUACCAACUUGCAACAGCUGUGCAAAUACCCAAACAUGAAUAAUUUGAAACCUUGAGAGAGAAAGACCUUUCAAGCGCUUUUUGGGAUUGCUGCGGACAGCGAUGUACCUGAAUUGCAUGAACAAUAAUCAGUUCAGUCACUUCAUGAAUCUGGCUUCUGCUAACAGGCAGGUUUUCAUGUCUGCAAGUUGCACGAUCUUGUUGCGUCCCUAAUCUUAAAGAAUGCUUUG
Messenger RNA from Portunus trituberculatus (swimming crab), 2491 nucleotides. RefSeq lists its product as uncharacterized. The transcript has 2 exons. NCBI's taxonomy places the organism in Eukaryota, Metazoa, Arthropoda, Malacostraca, Decapoda, Portunidae. Bases 664 to 1740 code for a protein of 358 amino acids. The record is from RefSeq and is a predicted model, not a curated record.